Molecule: messenger RNA, 1461 nt
Organism: Mesoplodon densirostris (Blainville's beaked whale)
Lineage: Eukaryota; Metazoa; Chordata; Mammalia; Artiodactyla; Ziphiidae
Gene: RASGEF1A
Product: RasGEF domain family member 1A
Exons: 12
Coding region: 19-1461 (480 amino acids)
Biological process (GO): positive regulation of GTPase activity; Ras protein signal transduction
Cellular component (GO): plasma membrane
Molecular function (GO): guanyl-nucleotide exchange factor activity
Source: RefSeq, a predicted model, not a curated record
CUUUUCUCCCAGGAAACUAUGCCCCAGACGUCCGUGGUCUUCUCCAGCAUCCUCGGGCCCAGCUGUAGUGGACAGGUGCAGCCCGGCAUGGGGGAGCGAGGAGGUGGGGCCGGCAGCUCCGGGGACCUUGUCUUCCAAGACGGACGUCUCAUCUCCGGGUCCCUGGAGGCCCUGAUGGAGCACUUGGUCCCCACAGUGGACUAUUACCCCGAUAGGACGUAUAUCUUCACGUUUCUCCUGAGCUCCCGGGUCUUCAUACCCCCUCAUGACCUGCUGGCCCGCGUGGGGCAGAUCUGCCUGGAGCAGAGGCAGCAGCUGGAGGCCGGAUCUGAUAAGGCCAGGCUGAAGUCCUUCUCAGCCAAGAUCGUGCAGCUACUGAAGGAGUGGACAGAGGCCUUCCCCUACGACUUCCAGGACGAGAAGGCCAUGGCCGAACUGAAAGCCAUCACCCACCGGGUCACACAGUGUGACGAGGAGAAUGGCACGGUGAAGAAGGCCAUCGCCCAAAUGACACAGAGCCUGCUGCUGUCCCUGGCUGCCCGGAGCCAGCUUCAGGAGCUGCGUGAGAAGCUCCGCUCACCGGCCAUGGACAAAGGGCCCAUCCUCAAGGCCAAGCCGCCAGCCGCGCAGAAGGACAUCCUGGGCGUGUGCUGUGACCCCCUGGUGUUGGCCCAGCAGCUGACUCACAUCGAGCUGGAGAGGGUCAGCAGCAUCCACCCUGAGGACCUGAUGCAGAUUGUCAGCCACAUGGACUCUCGGGACAAGCAUAGGUGCCGAGGGGACCUGAUUAAGACCUACAGCCUGGAGGCCUACGACAACUGGUUCAACUGCCUCAGCAUGCUGGUGGCCACCGAGGUGUGCCGGGUGGUGAAGAAGAAGCAUCGGACUCGCAUGCUGGAGUUCUUCAUCGACGUGGCCCGAGAGUGCUUCAACAUCGGGAACUUCAACUCCAUGAUGGCCAUCAUCUCUGGCAUGAACCUCAGUCCUGUGGCGAGGCUGAAGAAAACCUGGUCCAAAGUCAAGACGGCCAAGUUCGACGUCUUAGAGCACCACAUGGACCCAUCCAGCAACUUCUGCAACUACCGCACAGCCCUGCAGGGGGCCACACAGAGAUCCCAGAUGGCCAACAGCAGCCGGGAGAAGAUCGUCAUCCCUGUGUUCAACCUCUUCGUUAAGGACAUCUACUUCCUGCACAAAAUCCACACCAACCACCUGCCCAAUGGACACAUUAACUUCAAGAAAUUUUGGGACAUCUCCAGACAGAUCCAUGAGUUCAUGACAUGGACACAGGUGGAGUGUCCCUUCGAGAAGGACAAGAAGAUUCAGAGUUACCUGCUGACGGCUCCCAUCUACAGCGAGGAAGCUCUCUUCAUCGCCUCCUUCGAAAGUGAAGGUCCUGAGAACCACAUGGAAAAGGACAGCUGGAAGACCCUCAGGACCACUCUCCUUAACAGAGCCUGA